Perkinsus marinus ATCC 50983 is the source of this 1263-nucleotide messenger RNA. RefSeq lists its product as hypothetical. The transcript has a single exon. The record is from RefSeq and is a predicted model, not a curated record. The coding region runs from base 1 to 1263 and encodes 420 amino acids. NCBI's taxonomy places the organism in Eukaryota, Perkinsozoa, Perkinsida, Perkinsidae.
AUGCAUAUAAUAUCCCCGACUGCGGUUGUCGUAGGAGCCCUCAUCACCCUGGUCACAGGUGAUCCCCAGGGAUUUGAGGUCCUCAAAUUGCGCGUUUCUGAGGGUGCCGUGCCGCUGACUCUCGAUGGCCAGGCUCUACUGCUCGAAGCAUCAUCCGGUACGAGUAGGAGCUUCGUUUUCUAUGGUCCACAAUAUGAGAGGAUGUAUGGUAGAGGUAGCUGUGACACGCAAUAUUAUGGAUGCUACUUCUGCCCUGGGGAUAAUCCUUGUGGUGACAUAUUAGAUCGAGAGCAAUGGGAGGUGCAUUUCGAUGACGGAACCUAUCACUAUGUUGAACACAACGUCACCCUUGAGAUUGGCAAGUCCAAACUUUCGAACUUCACGUUCGGCUUGGUCAUUUACUUCCCAACUCCCUAUGUGAGAGCUCCUAUGGCAACAUUGGGUCUAUCAUUCGGUCGUCCCCGCAUUCCUGAGACGUUCCUAGAUCAACUGAAGAGGCGAGGUGCUAUAACAACCCUUUUAUACUCUGUUCACAUGAAUGAGGGAGGGCCUGGUAUAUCUGGCAAUCUCAUACUUGGUGGUCCAUCUAAGACGCUGAGCAGCUCGCCGUUCGUUGCUUUCAGUAAGAAUGUGCUCGUUGAGGGAUUAAAGAUAGCAGUCCCUGUGAGGACUUGCAAAGUCGUAGACUUUCGGGGGAAGAAACUCACCAACUCGCGCAAGAGCAAGUGGGCCGAGCCAGGUAUUCUGGAUACGGGAAAUACAGCGAUGUUGAUUGAAGAGGAUAAGUUCGAGGACAUCAUUGAUGUUACAUGGAAUAGGAUGAAGAAGUCAAAAGCCCAUUCCCCUAUAGGAGAGAAGAAGCUGCUCCUCUGUAAGAGCGUCCCAUGGGAUGGAAUGGCGGUGUACCCACGGAUUAGGAGGGAGGCUCUUCCUUAUCUACCUAUUCUGGCAUUCCAAAUUGGGGAGGUACCUCAUCUCAUUGACAUUCACAUCGAGCCCAAACACUAUGUGAACUCCUGUGAAGGUACUUGCUGCAAUUUGGAUAUCUCUACUGUUAAUGAGUUCUUUCACCCACUCGUGUUGGGACAUCCUUUGUUCCGUGCCUACGAUGUGGAGUUCGAUCUCACGAAUGAGCGAGUAUACUUCUCUCAAGGUUGGAGGAAUUCAACGUCGUCGUUGACUCCUGGGGGAUUAUUCAACACCAAGGAGGUGCUGCAAAAACUGCAAACUGAAAACGACUUUCUGCGAGAGAGUCGAAUUUAA